This is a messenger RNA of Gasterosteus aculeatus aculeatus (three-spined stickleback), 3647 nucleotides long. RefSeq names its product lectin, mannose-binding 2-like a (gene lman2la). Gene Ontology annotation, cellular component: Golgi membrane; COPII-coated ER to Golgi transport vesicle; endoplasmic reticulum-Golgi intermediate compartment. Gene Ontology annotation, biological process: endoplasmic reticulum to Golgi vesicle-mediated transport. The record is from RefSeq and is a predicted model, not a curated record. Lineage: Eukaryota; Metazoa; Chordata; Actinopteri; Perciformes; Gasterosteidae. Gene Ontology annotation, molecular function: D-mannose binding.
AUGGCUGCCCGCAGCUGUAGCGAUCACUGGGAGCCGAGAUCACCGUUCCGACGGAAAAUAAUGUCUUUUAAACCACACUGGACUUUGGCUUUCCUCCUCUUUGCCUCGAGUCGGUGUUUUGCCGACGGCGAUCACGAAAUGGAGGAGUUUCUGAAGCGGGAGUAUUCCCUCUCGAAGCCGUACCAAGGUGUGGGAUCCUUGGGCUCCUCGCACUGGGAGCUGAUGGGGGAUGCCAUGGUAACCACCGACCAGCUGCGACUCACACCUGACAAGCAGAGCCGGCAGGGGGCAGUGUGGAGCCGCCUCCCGUGCCAUCUGACGGACUGGGAGAUGCAGGUGCACUUUAAGAUUCACGGCCAAGGAAAGAAGAACCUGAAUGGGGAUGGGCUGGCCAUUUGGUACACUAAGGAACGUGGGCAGAAAGGUCCUGUAUUUGGAAAUAAGGACAACUUCACCGGCUUGGGUGUGUUUGUGGACACGUAUCCCAAUGAGGAGAAACACCUGGAGGCGCAGAAGAAAAGAUACUCUCCUCGCACACAGAGGAUCUUCCCCUUCGUACUGGCCAUGGUCGGGAACGGCAGCGUCAGCUACGACCACGAGAGGGACGGUCGGCCCACGGAGCUGGGCGGCUGCAACGCCAUGGUGCGCAACCUCAAGCACGACACCUUCCUCUUCAUCCGAUACGUCCGCCGCAGGCUCACGGUGAUGAUAGACAUCGACGGACAACACGAGUGGAGGGACUGCCUCGACAUACCCGGGGUGCGGCUUCCCAAAGGAUAUUACUUUGGAGCCACGGCCGUCACGGGGGACCUCUCAGAUAACCACGACAUCAUUUCCCUGAAACUCUACCAACUGACGGUGUUGCGGAGUCCAAAGGAAGAGGAGGAGGAGGAGGAGGAUGAAGAGGAGAUAACUGUACCCAGCGUGGAUAACUUUGAGCUACUCCGACUGGGUCAGACUGAGGAAGGGAUGAGCGGAAUAGCGAUUUUCUUCACCGUGUUCUUGUCCAUGCUGGGCUGCAUCUUCCUGGUGGUCAUCGGCGUGGUGGUCUACGGCCACUGGAGCGAGAGCCGACGCAAGCGCUUCUACUGAGAGACGAAAGAAAAACCAACCGAAACUAUACAGACACAGAGGAGACACCGAGACGGGAAGCAAGACACUGCCGGCGGUUUUACCCCGAGGACACUAUCGAUACGGGAGAGACGGAGGAGACGUAUCGGCCGCUGCAAAGAGCCUCCGUCCAACUCUCGCCUGACGCACACACACACACACACACACCGACUCGGCCUUAACAUCUCCACCUCUGUACUUGUUACAUGGCAGACGUGCCGUAUGACAUCUGACGGGCAGCUAGUAUGGUACAAAAAAAAAUCCUAUUGUGUGAAGAAAAAGUACCUAAAGUACAGUAAGGUGUCCAGUGUUUUCCUGCUGAACACUAUGACUUGAAGCGCUGACCAAAUAGCACUAAAGGCAAAUGAUGCCACAUUUACUGACGCUCCUUAAAGAUCUCUACUCUUUGCUUUAGAGGCAAAGUAUAUCUGUGCUUUUUACCUGCUUAUCAUUUUGAUGUGUAUAUAUAUACACACAAACUAUAUUGUGUGCUGUUUAUUCUCAACCUGCAGUGGUAACAUGCAUGACAUUUGUUUUUUCAUGAACGGUCCGGGCUCGGUUUACACGGGAAACAGAACAGUCCCAUUGAUGCAUGUGUCACAGAUUGUGUGUUUCGGGGAAACGUUGUGUCUCAGUUCCCCUCCGCGGGUUUUGUGCGUGCAUGUGUGUGUGUGUAUUUGAGAAACAAAAUGUUUAUCAGUCUGAAAAUAUUUAAGAUGGAUACAUUUAGAUACCAGAAAUGAACUUUGCACUGGAUGGAAUUUCAAUGACUUCUUUUGUUUGUGUCUCUCUUAUUUUGUAAAAACACGGCUUCUGCGUUUGUGUGUCGUACGACACAGAAGUGAACCCAACAGGCCGGCGCCGACCGAAGGAGGACCACUCCUCUUUGUUCCGUUGUGGGAAAUAGCAAGCGGCUUCACCUCAAUAACAUCAUCAUCUCCAGGUUGUGUAGUGGUUUGUGCAGCGACCAAGGACUUCCUUUUUUUUCCUGCAGCCACUUUGACAAACACGAAUUUAUUUAUAAUCCGUACGUUUCUACGAGAACCGCGUGCCUCAUGUAUCCGUCCAUCUUUUUAUUUAUUGGAUUUAUUUCCAUUGCCUCAUUAAAGACCGAUGUGAACGUUGAUUAGGACAUCUAGCAUUGAAAGGGUUAUAUGUAGUAAUAUUUUGCAACGUCAAAGAGUGGACCAUCUUCUGGAAAACAGCUCAUUUUAGAAAGUUAAGUUUGAGCUGCAGCAUCCGACUUUUCUGCUGACUUCCUGUGAAAGUGCUCAAGGAAGCAGAGGUUCUUUUUCCCAGGCUUUAGAAAUGUUUACAGCGACAUACUCAAGGCUGCUAAACAGAUUACGGUUCGGGUCAAAGAAUGUCAGUCAGUUGAGUGCCAAGCUUUGUUUUAUUAAAAAAAUAAAAUACAAAUGAUGACCCAACGAGUACACAGAAGACUUCUUACUACAAAAAAAAGGGGGUUUUAAGCGAUCAUUCAGUGCUUUAAAGUUGUCCUUCACCACUCAUUUCGCCUUGUUUAGUUAUUAACAAAACAAUGUAGAAACAGUGUUUCUCAUUUUGGGAAAAAAAUAAAAUGGGUCAACCGUCGCAUCUCAUUGGUAUUAAUCUACAGUUGAGGAAAAAACGAAAAGUUUUACAAGUUGCCUGUAGCACCCAAAUGUGACCUAAUUUAAGCCAACUACGUUCCACGUUGAGGUCUUUCAUGUGUAUAAUAUAUAAAACGUUCUGCAACUGUUGGCGCUGUAAUAACUGAGGAUUAAAAAGGCAACAGUCAGAACGCUGUCGCUGUAACAGAGAAAACAGAUGGAAAUUAGUGGAACAAAGACGAGGGAUGGAAAUGUGACAAACGGAUUAAAAAGAUAUCAAACAAAUUAUUCCAAGGAAAACCACGCCCUCCAGUUUCAAUAUCUCAAUGAUGUCAGGAGUAGAAAGUGUUAGUGGUUGAGGGAUGGAAAAAGCCAAAAAGAUUAUAUAUAUAUAUUAUAUUAAUAAAAAAAACGAAUGGCUUCUUAGCUGACACUGAAGCCUACAUCCUCACAUCAUUGCAGGUAGAAUUACAAGUGGUUGGUUGUUGUUGUUGUUGUUUUUUUAUACAGGUUCUCUUAAAACAAAUACAUGUACGCACACCGAAACAAAGUAGAUUACAGUACAUUGCAACGAGUACUCAGGAGUUGUAUUGCUUGUACUGGGGGACUCCUGACCAAUGACCGAGUGAGAGAAAAGGGUUUGCAGCAUAUAAACAGUAGGAUUAGUUUUGCAUAGCCUAGUUGAGUAAACUAUAGUAGACUACAGAGAUGCGUGACGCAGAAGGGAAAAAGUAACUACGGAGAAACCGUUAUCAUUAAAUGACCGCUUUGGCUCAAUGAGACUGGUCGGUCAUAAAGGGGAUCAAUUCAAAACUCCAGCACUGCUUGUGAAAGAUAACCCUGAGAUCGGGAAACCGUCUUGACCACCACACAAACGAGAGGGGAUUGUUAUCAUUAAGUGGUAAAAAUCACGCACCUCCGUCAAUUAAAGAAAAAAAAAAGGCA